This is a messenger RNA of Verticillium dahliae VdLs.17, 321 nucleotides long. RefSeq names its product anaphase-promoting complex subunit 11. Gene Ontology annotation, cellular component: anaphase-promoting complex. The record is from RefSeq and is a predicted model, not a curated record. Gene Ontology annotation, biological process: anaphase-promoting complex-dependent catabolic process. Bases 1 to 321 code for a protein of 106 amino acids. Lineage: Eukaryota; Fungi; Ascomycota; Sordariomycetes; Glomerellales; Plectosphaerellaceae. The transcript is spliced from 3 exons. Gene Ontology annotation, molecular function: cullin family protein binding; zinc ion binding; ubiquitin protein ligase activity.
AUGAGUCUUCACGUCGAUGGCGUGAUAGCUAGAGAGAAGGCCGAGGACGGCGGCGAGCAACAGCCACAGCUUCCGGAACCCGACUUCCUCCAGCAUCUCCAACUGCCCCUCACCACUUCAGAUGUCAACAAAGCGACUUUCCAUCUUCACAUGCACGCCGCCAUUCUGCCGAGUCUGAUACUCGAAAACUCUUCGCGGCCCAACAUGAAGGUUCAGAUCACUUCUUGGGAUACGGUCGCAACGUGGCGGUGGGAUAUUCCUGAGGACGACAAUUUGAAUGGACAAAUCAACCUGAUGAACCAGGAGCUCGGCAGGAGGUAG